Arabidopsis arenosa is the source of this 2787-nucleotide messenger RNA. The record is from the annotation of a GenBank genome assembly. Lineage: Eukaryota; Viridiplantae; Streptophyta; Magnoliopsida; Brassicales; Brassicaceae.
AAUUAAAUUUGAUAGACCUAACACAAAUUAAACAAUGAUUAUUUCUGUUAAUUAAAAAAUAUAUAAGUGAGCACAAUCCCCCGAUGAUGCAUGAAGAAGCUCUGAAUCUAAAACUCCUCUCUUCCGACCCCAAACCCAGAAAUUGAAGCGAAGAAUAGAAUCUCCCACUAGAGGAAAGCAAUCCCAGAAACCCUAAGUUCUUCAUCGUUUCGUUCUUUUGCUUGUUGAUCAAGCAGGAAAUCUCCGAGAUUUGUGAGUCUCUUUCUGGACGUUGCUACUUCUUCCUGGAGAACGAUUCAGGGUUUGAUGAGAUAGGAAUAGUUCUCGAGGAAGAUAGAUUCGGUAGAGAAUUUUUGAUUGUAUAUUCAUGAAACAAAUUCGUCGAUGGCAGAGGAUUUUGAUCCUCUCUCUGCUAUCGAUAUCUGUCUUCGCUCCGCUUAUUUUCGUCUCGAAUCGGCUUAAGAGCAUCACUCCCGUUGGUCGUAGAGAAUUCAUUGAAGAGUUAUCCAAAAGUAGAUUCAGGACAAAUGACCUUAGACUUAGCGCUAUUGAACAUGAGGAUGGAGAAGGCUUGAAGGGGCCAAGGCUCAUGCUCUUCAAGGAUGGGGACUUUAAUUCUCUAGUACGGGAUAAUUCGUCUGAUCAAAGUGAUGGUGGUAAUAAUCACAAAAACAAGGAAGAACAAGUGAUAGUUUCACAGAAGAUGACAGUUAGCUCUGAUGAAAAGGGUCAAAUUUUACCAACAGUCAACCAACUUACUAAUAAAACGGAUUUCAAGCCCCCUUUAUCUAAGGGUGAAAAGAACACAAGGGUUCAGCCCAAUAGAGCAACAGAUGUGAAAAUAAAGGAGAUCAGAGACAAAAUUAUUCAAGCUAAAGCCUACCUGAAUUUCGCUCCACCUGGAAGUAACUCUCAAAUUGUGAGGGAGUUGAGAGGUCGGACGAAAGAGCUGGAACGGUCUGUUGGGGAUGCAACAAAGGAUAAGGACUUAUCAAAGGGCGCUCUUCGCAGGGUGAAGCCCAUGGAAAAUUUGUUAUACAAGGCUAGUCGUGUCUUUAACAAUUGCCCUGCCAUUGCUACCAAACUCCGUGCCAUGAAUUAUAACACAGAAGAACAAGUUCAGGCGCAGAAAAAUCAAGCAGCAUAUCUAAUGCAGCUUGCAGCAAGGACCACCCCAAAAGGGCUUCACUGUCUCUCAAUGCGGCUGACAUCAGAAUACUUUUCACUGGAUCCUGAAAAAAGGCAGAUGCCUAACCAGCAAAAUUAUUAUGACCCUAAUUUCAACCAUUAUGUUGUCUUCUCUGACAAUGUUUUGGCUUCUUCAGUCGUUGUUAACUCUACGAUAUCUUCUUCAAAGGAGCCGGAAAGAAUAGUCUUCCAUGUCGUGACUGAUUCACUUAAUUACCCAGCAAUCUCAAUGUGGUUUCUGCUAAAUAUUCAAAGUAGGGCUACCAUCCAAAUCCUCAACAUUGAUGAUAUGGAUGUCCUACCUCCAGAUUAUGAUCAAUUGCUGAUGAAGCAAAACUCUAAUGACCCAAGAUUCAUUUCUCCCCUCAAUCACGCACGCUUCUAUCUGCCGGAUAUAUUCCCGGGUUUGAAGAAGAUCGUACUCUUUGACCAUGAUGUAGUAGUUCAAAGAGAUUUAAGUAGACUGUGGAGUAUUGAUAUGAAAGGAAAGGUGGUUGGAGCUGUAGAGACUUGUCUUGAAGGUGAAUCUUCAUUUCGAUCAAUGAGCACAUUUAUUAAUUUCUCAGACACAUGGGUCGCUGGGAAAUUUAGUCCUAGAGCUUGCACAUGGGCGUUCGGGAUGAAUCUAAUUGAUCUCGAAGAAUGGAGAAUACGGAAGUUGACUUCUACAUACAUAAAAUACUUCAACCUGGGAACAAAGAGACCAUUGUGGAAAGCUGGGAGCUUACCAAUAGGUUGGUUGACUUUCUAUAGGCAAACAUUAGCAUUGGACAAGAGAUGGCAUGUGAUGGGGUUAGGUCGCGAAUCAGGAGUCAAAGCGGUUGAUAUCGAACAAGCGGCGGUUAUACACUACGAUGGAGUUAUGAAGCCGUGGUUGGACAUUGGAAAAGAGAAUUACAAACGUUACUGGAACACACACAAAAUGUUUUAUCUUAGCGAGCUUGAACACUCGCUAAGAGUGCCUCCGCAUCUACUUAACCUCCCUCUCGAAGAUGCGAUUAAGUCAGUGCUUCAAAAUGUGUUCUUGGACAAGGUUUUAGCUGAUUUGGGGCUUUGCGUAUCUGUUUACGACAUUAAAUCAAUAGAAGGAGGGUUUGUCUUACCCGGUGAUGGUGCUGCGACAUAUAAGGUAGGUUUUAGAAUUGUUGUGUUCCGUCCAUUUGUUGGUGAGGUCAUAGCUGCAAAGUUCAAAGAAUCUGACGCCAAUGGCUUGCGCUUAACACUUGGAUUUUUUGACGAUAUUUAUGUGCCUGCUCCACUUAUGCCGAAACCCAACCGCUGUGAGCCUGACCCUUAUAAUAGGAAGCAAAUGAUAUGGGUGUGGGAAUAUGGAAAACCGUUAGAAGACUACAUAAUCGACGAUUCCUGUCAGAUCAAGUUUCGAGUAGAGAGCAUCAGCUAUCCAUCAGUUCCAACUGAGCGAGCAGAGGACGCAAAGCCUUUUGCUCCAAUGGUGGUCACUGGGAAUAUGGAUGAGGAUGGUUUGGGUCCUGUUUCUUGGUGGGAUUCUUAUGAACGGAUUGAUCAAGAAGAGUGAGAGACUGAGACUUAGUCUACCCAUACUCGGAUAGAAUCAUAACCGAUGAUGAUCAAGCCAGU